CGCGUUUAGUUGGUCGGCGUCGGCUUGUAAUGUUGUGUAUUCUGUUAUUUGGCGGCGGGAGCUGAAUGCUGAUCAGUUUAUUGUUGUUGUUGUUGUCGUUGGUGGUGUUGCUGCUACCGUUGUGCACGUAGUGACAAAUGUAUUUGUUUCAACCUUAAUUUAGAAUUAGUUGAAAACAGUGACGAGUGUGCGGAGAGAAACGCUGGGAGGCAGGUACAUGACGAAAAGUACAGCCAGGACAUAGGAUGACUAGGACAAGUCUUUGGUGCAUCCUGGCUGCUUGCAUUCUGUGCAGUAUUGCCUAUUGUGAUGCAUCACCAUCGCUCCUUUUCGUUACCUACAAGGAUAUCAGGGUGGCGAACGUCUCCCGUUCCAACAAAGUAUCGAUUCUCGUCAAAGAUCUUUCGCAGGAGAGCGCAGCUUUGGACUUUUACUACGAACGAAACCUGGUGUGCUGGUCUGACAGUGGUCUAGAAGUGAUACAGUGCGUCAAUUCAAACAGCACGUAUACCGGGGACAAGUUUACAGUGGUAAAUUCAAGCAUGAUAUCGCCCGAGGGUUUGUCCUGCGAUUGGUACACCGGUAAGCUUUAUUGGACAGACGGUGAAAAAAAGCAUGUAGAAGUUACGAGCAUCGACGGUUUACACAGAAAAGUACUUUUUUGGACGGAGAUUUAUCAACCUCGUGCGAUUGCCGUUGUACCUAUGAGAAGUAUACUAUUUUGGACGGAUUGGGGUGACGUGCCCAAGAUCGAGACUGCUGCUAUGGACGGUGAUCCUAACACUCGCGAAGUGAUCGUAUCUGAGGAUAUAUUCUGGCCAAAUGGUUUGACCAUCGAUUACGAGGCAGAAUUGGUAUACUGGUCGGAUGGAAGGUUGAAGUUCAUUGCUGUUAUGGAUUAUCACGGUAAGAACAGAAGAAAAGUCGUCAGCCAAGGACUGGAUUAUCCCUUUGCUAUCACUUAUUUCGAUCAGAAGUUGUACUGGACCGACUGGCAAACAUGGUGUAUUCACUCGUACGAUAUUCAGGGGCAAAGUCACCCCAGAGAAUUGUUUCACGGUGAAUACAUACCGGGUGCCAUAGAAGUUUGGGAUCCAAGGAGGCAACCUUACGGCGAUAAUCCGUGCAGGCACAACAAUGGAAAUUGCUCCCACUUAUGUCUGCUCAGUCCGAAACCACCAGGAUAUACGUGUGCCUGUCCAACUGGCGUUAAGCUCAUUGAUAACACUACCUGUGCCAAUGGACCUGAGGAACUUCUUCUCAUUGUACAGCGAACUGAGAUAUGCCGGCUGUCGCUUGAUUCGCCAGACUACACAGGGUUUCCGCUUCCUUUAACCGGUAUCAAAUAUGCGAUUGCUAUAGACUUUGACCCAGUUGAAGAAAUGCUCUAUUGGACUGACGAAGCGGCCUGUGGUAUACGGAGAACAAAUCUGAAUGGUACCGAACAGGAGGAUAUUGUCACAACGGAAGUUAAAAAUCCUGGCGGUAUCGCUAUCGACUGGAUAGCCAGAAAUUUGUACUGGACCGAUACAGGGACUGAUCGAAUAGAGGUAGCUCGUUUGAAUGGAACAAGUAGAACAGUGUUGAUAAACGAAGAUCUUAUCGAACCAAGGGCUAUAGCAUUAGCACCAGAAUUGGGUUGGAUGUUUUGGACAGAUUGGAACGAAAAGAGACCAAAGAUUGAACGUAGUAGCUUGGAUGGUAGCGAUAGAAUUUUACUAAUUACUAAAGAUAUUGUUUGGCCGAAUGGUAUUGCAAUUGAUCUAGAGAGGAAGAAAAUAUACUGGUGCGACGCAAAGACUGAUAAAAUAGAAGUGUGUAAUAUGGACGGUACCGACCGAAGAGAAGUCAUCACUGAUAAUUUACCCCAUAUGUUCGGAUUAAGCCUUUUAGGAGAUUAUCUAUACUGGACGGAUUGGCAAAGAAGGAGUAUAGAUCGAGCACAUAAAUUGACUGGUGCCGAUAGAGAAGUCAUCGUGGAUCAAAUGCCCGAUGUCAUGGGGUUGAAAGCCGUACAUUUAGGAAUAGUUGAAGGGACCAAUCCAUGCGCAAUUAACAACGGCGGCUGUAGUCACUUAUGCUUGAAUAGGCCUGGUCAUAAUUACGUUUGCGCGUGCCAAAUUGGGUACGAAUUGACCAAGGAUGAACGAACCUGCGUUAUACCUGACGCGUUUCUCUUAUUCUCAAGGAAAGAAAACAUCGGACGAAUCAGCAUUGAGAAUGCUAAUAAUGAUAAUAUCAUACCUGUAACCGGGGUAAAAGAUGCAAGUGCCUUAGAUUUUGACAUGAGUGACAAUCGAAUUUAUUGGACUGACAUCAAGGUAAAAGCGAUAACUCGGGCAUUCAUGAACGGUUCCAAAAUGGAGAGGGUCGUCGACUUGGGAUUAGAAACCCCUGAAAGCUUAGCGGUCGAUUGGAUAUCCCACAAUUUAUAUUGGAGCGAUACAGGGACACAGAGAAUAGAAGUUGUACAUUGGAAUCGGUAUAGCAGACGUGUUUUGAUAUGGCAAGACCUUAGCAAACCCAGAUGUCUGGCAUUGGAUCCAGGAAGAGGGCACAUGUAUUGGACGGAAGAGCAGGGUGUUGGUAGCAUAGAAAGAGCUGCACUCGAUGGCUCACGAAGAACAGUGAUAUUAUCUCACAUUGGCCAAGCACAUGGCUUAACGAUCGAUCAUUUGGAGCGUCGUUUAUACUGGGCAGAUCUUUCCAUACCUGCAGUGGACAGCUACGAUUUACAGACCAAAAAGAGAAAAUCAAUCAUCACUCAGAAUAUAGUCUAUCCAUUUAGUGUGACUCAGUAUCUGGACUAUAUUUAUUGGACAGAUUGGAAUACAGGUGAUAUUGAAAGAGCCAACAAGACGAACGGGGCGAAUCGAACAAAGAUUCAUAGUCGGUUAGAAUCCGUUACGGAUUUAUUGGUCUUUCAUGCAUCGAGACAAUCCGGUUGGAAUCCAUGUGCUGAAAAGAAUGGAUAUUGCAGUCAUUUAUGCAUAGCUUUGCCAGGAAUUGGCGGAAAACCGUCAACCACUUACAAAUGUGCUUGUCCGACCCACUACAGCUUGGCACCUGACAACAAAACUUGCAUCGCUCCCAAAACCUUCAUAAUUUACAGCCUUCGCAAUGUUAUUGGUCGCCUUUUACCUGACACCAACGAAUGUCCAGAUAUUGUACUGAGAGUUCAAGGAUUGAAAAAUGUUCGCGCCAUAGAAUUUGAUCCCAUCACGCAGUAUGUCUUUUGGAUAGACAGUCGUAUACAAUCGAUCAAGAAGACACUUGAGAAUAAGCUGCACGUGGCGGUAGUGAUUCCUGGUAGUUCAGGACAUCCCUUUGACCUAGCUUUAGAUCCUUUGGGAAGAUUGUUGUUCUGGUCGUGCUCAAUAAAUGAUGCAAUCAAUGUCACCAGGCUAGACAAUGGAUCGAUGCUGGGAGUUGUGGUGAAGGGUCUCGGCGAGAAGCCAAGAAGUAUAGCAGUUCAUCCUGAGAAAAGGCUGCUUUUCUGGACGGAUAUAAGUGGUGAUGUAAAAAUCAUGCAGAGUCUGAUGGAUGGUAAAGAGCGAGUAGUCAUUGCAUCUAACUUGGAAACUUCUACGAGCAUAACAGUUGAUCCCAUCUCUGAUCUUAUCUAUUGGACUCAUGGAAGACAAAUCGAGUUUGCAGAUCUGUUAGGCCGGAAUAAGAGAGUCCUGGUUUCCACCGGAUAUGUCAGUGUAACACACAUGACAAUUUUAUUUGACUACCUGUAUUGGUUAGAUAGAGAAGGACAAGUGAUCGAAAGAGUCAACAAGACAUCAGGAGCAGGAAAAAAAACUUUACCCAAUCGUCAUCACAUUAUCGACCUGGUUUCUGUAAGAACUCCACAUGAUAAAGUAAUGGAAUCGCACAUUUGCAGUCCGCUCAAUAACCACGGAGGUUGUUCUCAUUUUUGUACUGGAAUUUCAUCACCUAGAUGUUCUUGUCCCCAAUCACUUGUACUCUCGGAUGAUGGUCGAACUUGCAGAGCAACUGCAGCUUGUGGUGCUGAACACUUUACAUGCUCAACUGUUGCUAAAAAUUGCAUACCAGCUACUUGGCGUUGCGAUGGCCAAAGUGAUUGCCCUGAUGGUAAUGAUGAACUAGGGUGUCCACCAUGUAGACAAGAUCAAUUCAAAUGUCAGAAUGGACACUGCAUUGAUAUGUCCUGGGUUUGUGAUGGUACACCACACUGUGUCAACGGGAUCGAUGAAGCCCACUGUUGUCAAUCUAGAGAAUUUCAGUGUACAACAACAAGGGUCUGCAUAUCAAGAUCAAAGCUUUGCAAUGGUUGGGAUGACUGUGCGGACGGUAGCGACGAAACAUCACCACCUUGUACAGCAGCUAUUCCUACAGCAGCUAUUUCUACAGCAGCUAUUCCUAAGCAGAAUGGUGCAAUGCUGAUAGCAUUUGGGCACGGCAUAUAUAUAGUUGGUGCUCCUUUAGUGAUAUUUAUAAUCAUAUUGGCAGGCGUGGGUUAUUGUUGUUGCAGAAGAAGACGUAACAACGCAGGCCUGCCAGACAUUUUACACGAUUCAGCAGGUGAGCCACUCUCUCCUAAACAUGGGAGAGUUAACAUAAAAUCAAUGCCUAUCCAGAAAAAUGGAAGAAAAGAUUUUAAGCCUGUUAUGGAGACUGUCAGAUUGUCAAAUUUGAACGGAAGUAGCAUUGGCUCGAGCUACGAUCGUAGUCAUAUAACUGGCGCAUCGAGCUCUACGAGAGGAAGCUCGGCUGGCAGUUACCCUCAGGAGACGUUAAACCCUCCUCCUAGUCCGGCUACUACAGCUAACUCAACAAGAUACUCUAGUAGUAAUGCAUCUAGAUACAGACCUUAUCGCCAUUAUAGACAAAUUAAUCAACCACCGCCUCCGACACCGUGCAGUACUGACGUCUGCGAUGAGUCUGACAGCAAUUACCCUGCACGGUAUAGGUAUGAAAGUGAGCCAUUUCCACCUCCUCCUACACCUCGAUCUUACAGUCACAGUGAUGCUGCUAUGAGCUGUCCGCCUUCACCUAGUUCUAGGUCUUCAACGUAUUUUAGUCCGUUACCUCCACCGCCGUCUCCGGUACCUUGAGUAAACAUGUAAUUUUAUGAUACUGCCUUGAUACGAGGUGUAGAUCUCCAGAUUUGACAAACGGUAAUGGCAGCUAUUCGACUGCAUUCAUCUGCUAAUUCGAGCUUUACUCAAACCAUGAGACACGCUUCGCUUGUGAGAGCGAUAUGACGGGAGUAAAUGCAAAAUUCGUACGUACAGAAUUUAGUGUAAUUAAUUCAUAAAGUGCAAAUAUACAUAUAGAUAACUUACCCACCUGUACAAAGCCAAUACCAUUGUGCCUGGUAGAUACGAUUUGGUCUAAUUGUGUACAGGAUUUGUUUGUACAGCAGUAUGGACACUUGUACACAUAGUUCAUAGUGGCCAUUGUAAAUAUUGUACGAGUGCAAGCUGACGAAUGUGCGUGUGAGCCUGUAGAUAUGUAUAAGCUUACUUCUAAAGGGUAUAAAUAAUUGUAAAUUACUUCGUAUUAACUUAAGUUACAACCAAAAUCAGCCUACAUGACGCGGACAUGACAAGGUUGUCGUCCUUGUGUAAAUCUAAUCCGUAAUUUUUUACUAUACUCCGUUUAUUGUGAUAUACAAUCUAAAUCCGUACUUUAGUUGGGUUCAUAAUCGAGCAUGUUAUUAUCAUAGACACACAUCCGUAUUCUAUGUUGCUUACCUUCCCAGCAUAGAACCAAAGGCUGAAUUGGAUACAUGUUUAUGGGGUAUUUGAAUUUUCUAUUACACAAUCAUGUUAGAAGACUAAAUAAUAUAACUAUACCUAUAAAAUUUUAAAACCUUUUGAAUUUAUCAAGAUUAGUCUAUUCUUUUCCUUUUUCUGACAAUAUGACUUCUUUUUCUAAAAGUGACACUAUCUUUCACAAGUUUGCCUUGUGCAGUCUUGUUGCAUUCCCAGCCGAGGCUGACAAUAGACAUAGAUAUAUGUAUAAUGCAAUUAAUGCUACAAUAUUCGUGUUUAUUGACAUGUAACUGCACGUUUUCAAAAAAGCUCCGUCUUUUACGAAUUAUUCUGAUUAUCCAAGGAAACUUAUUCAAGAAAAAUAUCUUCAAAUAUGGGACACGAAAACAUAACUCACGAAAUAAUUGGAUAGCUACUCCAGCCAGAACUAAAAAUUUUUCUUCAAAUUAGUGUUUGUAUAACUAACUUUAUACUGCCGUCAGCAUUAUUCGAGAAUCUUACGUGAUUGUAAACUUGUAUGGACAAAUUGUGAUUUACGUAACACUGAUAGCACUGAAAUUUAUUUUUUUCAUCAUUAUAUAUUUCAGUACGCUAUUAAAAAUAGUUCAGUUCCGUUCAAUUAAACUGAUUCUUGAACACCACUUUCUUCAAAGAUCAUUUUAUAAUUGGUGCGAAACUCGUGAUACCCAAAAUUGAAAUAUUAAUUUUUGCGAAGGUAGUGAUGCACAAACUUGAACAUGGGAUUGUUCUUGUGACGUAAUUAAAAUUCAUAUAACUGUGCCAUGGUAUGUAUAUACUUUGUAUUGAAACUUCUGUAACAUUGAAGUUGAUUGGAAAAUCGCAAAAUCUCGAAAAAAUUUAAUAUGAUAUUUAAGAAAUUUUUCAAUUCUAUAAUUCCACUGGUAGUAUUUUGAGCAAGAUUUCUGAUUCAAUUUUUAUUCUCGUUUAGUAUUCAAGACUGAAAUUAUGACCUAUAUUUUGUAUGUUUGCCAUCAUCGCAUCACAUCAUUAUAACUAAAAUAUUUAUAAGAAUAUAAAGAUAAUAAAUAAAACUUUUGUUAAUGUAUUUUAAAUCAUAGUAUUGCUAAUUAUUAUCAGCAUUCAUUCUAAGUAGGGAAGCAGAAUUAGAAUUCUGAAUCAAUUCAACAAUUCGUUAAGUGUAUUUCAAAUGCGUUUGUUUGUAAUUAAUUCACCGUUCAACAUUUGCCGCAUUAGCGGCAAUACUAUUUACCAAAGUACGUUACAAGUAGAUUCAGUAAUAGUAAUAUUAAUAAUAAUGAAAAUAUGAAUAUCUGCUUUAUUAUCCAAAGAAAUAAGAAGUGAGGUUCAGCUACAACUGUUUUGCAAACGAAUCCAAUUCCCUUAUGUAAUACUUUAUUUCCAUUUGUUUGAUUGAUUUCGAAAUUUUCCUGUAGGGUUGUCUCUCUCGUCCUGGGCUGCUAAUUCUUCAUCCAGGAGUAACUCAAAAUUCCCCAUAGCUUCAGGCGACGGACACUUAUUCCAUCUGACGCUAUUGUGAAUGGAAUAAAAAACUUGCUAAUCUACGAUACCUCAAUUGACUUGAUAUCAAAUUAAAUGAUCAAUAUGACUUACUCAGGUACACCGUCGGGAGGAACGACUACUGAUAUAAUGUUGUCAAUCAAUUUGUACUUUAGAAUUCGAUCGUUCACCGUAGUGGAAGUUAAAGAUGGUGAUGCGUUAACCUGGUUAAUCAAAGAAUUCAGAACGUCUACCUCAUAUAUCAUGUUUUCAGGGCAGUUUUCACGGAUUGGCCUCUCAUAGCGAUGUUUUUGUUUACAAUUCUUGGCCAAUAGUAAUCUACUUUUCCGGACUCUGUCAACAAAAGCAUCAACGUCGAGUGACGAAUACAAUAUACCCCCUAAUCCGUAUACGGGUAUUUCACUAAACAUCAAUCAACGAUCAUCACACCAAAAUUAAUUCCGCACGUGUUCAUUCGCAUGCCAAUAAAAUGUCACCCUCGGCUAGUCCUGCUAAAGGUGUGCAGUGGAUGCACUAUGGAGCAGAUGUGAUAAGGCACAUUGGACGGGGACGAGGAAUAGCCCGUUCAAAUUUACCAGUAGGCGAAUGCCUAUGUCAGAGGUCCCAUUGUUACCUCCUCUGCGAGGUCUGCGGCUUUCUCGGAUGGGGACGAAUUAGAUACAGCUGUCCAAAACAUCCUCAGACAAUCUUUCUGAUCGAUAUGUCCGAAUGUCCUCGAUGUCGUGCAUAUGGGUAUAUGAUUAUGGAGUUUUAAGAAGACAAUUACUGCGACAUACUUGAAGCGCCAAAGAUAUAAAAAAAUAUGCUGGGUGUACAUAUUUAACGUUAUUAUUUUCUCAAAGUAACACGAAGCUUUAAGUUGAAUCUCAAUUUCUGGGAAUGAAUGGUAUGCAUCAAAAAUAAUAUAAUGCAAAAGCAUAUCGG
Messenger RNA from Neodiprion fabricii, 8171 nucleotides. RefSeq names its product low-density lipoprotein receptor-related protein 6 (gene arr). Gene Ontology annotation, molecular function: protein binding. The transcript has 9 exons. The coding region runs from base 246 to 5084 and encodes 1612 amino acids. Lineage: Eukaryota; Metazoa; Arthropoda; Insecta; Hymenoptera; Diprionidae. The record is from RefSeq and is a predicted model, not a curated record.